Molecule: messenger RNA, 787 nt
Organism: Cercospora beticola
Lineage: Eukaryota; Fungi; Ascomycota; Dothideomycetes; Mycosphaerellales; Mycosphaerellaceae
Source: RefSeq, a predicted model, not a curated record
GCUCAACGCAUAGAGCUGAUUGUUCGGUCUGUCCGAGCGGAUCGAUGCCCUAACUACGCUGCUCAUCGAGGCUCACUUGCCUUGCUCGACGAACAGAAAGCGUACCGUCAGGUCUUUGAUCAGAGACUUCUCAACAACUCUGCACCCUACUGAAGAGUGAGAACGUAGCAACAGUCACCGUGUCUUUGGCAACCCAAAUUCCUCCGCACCAAUGAGUAUAGAAGCUGAGAUUGCGGCUGAUGAGCCGUCAACAAUCCCUUUGCCAGUGCUCACCAUCUCAAACCCCGAAAGCGACAACACGACUCUGCUACUGAGCCCAACGACACUAGCCCUCGGGAAUUUCACCAUCACGGGAGACCCGAGUACGAAUGUCAAGCAGGGCAAAGCCACAUUGAAAGCUCUGAAGAAUCUGCAAAUCAAUGCUACUGCUGCAGCUUCAUGUGGAACCCUCGGAGUUUCACGGGCCCACCUAUCAUAUGCACGCUGGACGGCACGUAGAACUACUGUGGUGUACAGAAAUGUCAAAAACAGCUAUCGCAACGUGUAAUUUCAAUCCCGGUGACCGUCCCAAGCGUCCCUUCCUGCAACCGCACGGCGACCCCGACGCGCUUUGAGCAACAGGAGGCUCAGUCGUUAGUACGCUCCCUACUGGUCAGAGGCACAGCAGGCUACAGCCGCCUGCAUGUUCAGCGCACGCAAGUGCAUGCAAUGUACCCAUGGGCGCGAAGUCGUGUACCGCCUUGUUGACCGCUGGGGUAUUUUUAUGGAGUCCUACAGCCUUGCUUGC